UUUUUUUUUGCCUUUUUUGUAAUAAUAAAAUAAAAGAUUCUGUUUUUCAGUUUUUGUUUUCGGCUUUUCUUUUCGACCUCUCACUGUCCCCGUUCCCAUUCCGACUUAGAUACAAAGAAGAAGCCCCUUUCACUUUUUCCAAGGCCUUUCUUUGGCUUUUUGAUCGCAGCCCGAUUGGCAGUUGAAGCUUCGGAACCCGAGGUAUUCUUUCAUGGAAAUUUUCCAUUGCUGUUUUUGUAAAUUUUACGCAUUUCAUAACUUUGGUUAUCUCAGUUGAUGGGGUCCAAGGAAACCUGAGAAUUCUGAAACGACAACAGAACUUAGCCUUCUUCACUAUCUGUGGGAAUGAAGCGCAAGAAAUGGUCAGAGCUGGAGGAACAGACCCUCCUUGCCAAGUAUGCCGAGCUCCUCAAGUUGGGAACUCUAGCUAAGCUAAAGACCCGCGAGAAGAAGUUCAAGCCCAUUGCGGAGCACGUCAACUCCAUGCACCAUAUCCAUGAUCCCAUAACCUUCCCUUUCAAAUGGUCUUGGCGCGAUGUUUCUAUUAAGGUCCAAAACAUGCGCCACCAAUACCUGGGUGUUAAGCAGAAAAUUCGGGUUUCCAAGGAUGAGUUCAACUGGAAUGAUGGUGAAAAUCACUGGGAGAAUUUCUUGAAGUACAAGGAGGUCUUUGGGGAUGUGGAGCUUGAUCCUAAGGGAAAGAAAUUGUGUGACAAUGUGAAUGUUUUUGGUGAUUGUGGGGACUUGGGUUUUGGAAUUGACUGCGAAGAUUUGGAAGAGGAUGGUGAAGAAGAAAGUUUGGAAGGAGAAGAUGAUGAUGACGAUGAUGAAGAUGUUGGUGGUCGUUGUGGUGGUGGUAGUGGUGGUGGUGGUGGUGGUGGUGAUGGUGUUGGUAGUGAUGAUGAUGAUGACAGUGGUGGUGGUGAUGGUGAAGUGGGGGAUGAGAUUGUUGGUAGUGAGGGUGAAUUUGGGCCUGAGAGAGAAAUUGGGGAUGUGGGUUUUGGUCGGAAGAGGAAAUUGAAGAAAGGGUUAGCAGUAAACAGGAGGUUGGGAGUGGUUAGUGCACAAAUUUUGGAGCUGAGGGAUGUAGUGUUGAAAAGGGAAGAGAGGAGGAGAGAGAGAGACUACAAGAGGGAGAAAGGUGAGGCAAACAAGGAAGAAAAGAGAAAAGAAGCUGAGCAUAGGAAGGAGAAAAGAAGGAAUGAGAGGGAAGAGGGGUUGGAUAACAGGGAACUGGAAUUGGAAGAGAUGCAGGCGAUGUGGGAAAGAAGGGAAUAUGAGAAAAGACUGAGGUUAGAACGAGAAUUCAAUGAAGAGGAACGGUGGAGCAGGAUGAAGAUGGAGGAGAAGAGAGAGGAGGAUGAGAUGGAGUGGAGGGAGAGAAUGGUGGGUAUGCAAAUUGAGCAUGAGAAGCAAAUGAUGCAAUUGCAUGCUGAGGCAUGCCAGAACCAAAUGCAGAUUCUUGGACUGAUGGCUAGACUUGUUUGUCAAUUUGUCGGGUGGGCAAAUGAUGGGUUGGGAGGUGGAUUAGGGUCUUUGCCGCCUCAAGUGCUGCAGAAUUUGCAGCAUCCGGGUGGAUUGGGCGAUAAUGGGAAGUCCGAUGCUAAUUCGCCUUCAAAGUUCAUAUAAACUGUAUUUCAUCUGAUCUGAUACAUACAUUGUAUUGUACCUUCUACCUAGUGUUAAAAUUAAUUUAUUUUGAUGAUUUUAGUUACAAAUUGAGAUUGGAAAGAACUCUGUUUGUAAUUCGGUAAUCAAUGCCUACUUGCAUAUGGCAGAGUGGCAUAUUCUUUCAAAUUUCAAGCAACGAUUGGACUUAUCUA
Molecule: messenger RNA, 1823 nt
Organism: Ziziphus jujuba (common jujube)
Lineage: Eukaryota; Viridiplantae; Streptophyta; Magnoliopsida; Rosales; Rhamnaceae
Product: stress response protein NST1
Exons: 2
Coding region: 346-1629 (427 amino acids)
Source: RefSeq, a predicted model, not a curated record